Molecule: messenger RNA, 1668 nt
Organism: Venustampulla echinocandica
Lineage: Eukaryota; Fungi; Ascomycota; Leotiomycetes; Helotiales; Pleuroascaceae
Product: putative Glucose-6-phosphate isomerase
Exons: 3
Coding region: 1-1668 (555 amino acids)
Biological process (GO): gluconeogenesis; glycolytic process; glucose 6-phosphate metabolic process
Cellular component (GO): cytosol
Molecular function (GO): monosaccharide binding; glucose-6-phosphate isomerase activity; carbohydrate derivative binding
Source: RefSeq, a predicted model, not a curated record
AUGGUCCAAGCCGACAAGCUGCCCUCAUGGGCCACACUCCAACACCACCAUGACACUGUGGGUCGAUCAUUCGUCCUUAAGGAUGAAUUCAAGAGGGACUCCUCCCGCUUCGAGAAGUUUUCCUUCAAAUUUGAUAAUACGUCCGAUAAAUCCGAGAUCCUCUUCGACUUCUCCAAGAAUCUCAUCACUGAGGAGACGGUCAAGAUAUUGGUGCAGGUCGCUAGAGAAGCAAACCUAGAGGAGCUCCGCGAUCGCAUGUUUAAAGGCGAGAAGAUCAAUUCCACCGAGGAUAGAGCCGUUUUGCAUGUGGCACUGCGGAAUGUCGGCAACGAGCCUAUUAAGGUGGAUGGAGAGGAUGUUAUGCCGGGCGUCAACAAGGAGCUGCAGCAUAUGAAGGAGUUCAGUGAUGCCAUCCGAAGUGGGGAGUGGAAGGGCUAUACCGGAAAGCCAUUGACCACUAUUAUCAAUAUCGGUAUUGGCGGUAGUGAUCUUGGCCCCGUUAUGGUUACGGAAGCUCUCAAGCAUUAUGGAGAUCGCAAGCAGACCCUCCACUUCGUCUCCAAUAUCGACGGCACCCAUAUCGCGGAAGCUCUUCGUGACUCUGACCCAGAGACAACCCUCUUCUUGAUUGCCUCCAAGACUUUCACCACUGCAGAGACUACGACAAAUGCUCACUCUGCAAAGGAUUGGUUCCUGGAGAAGACUGGCGGCAAGGGCGACAUUGCCAAGCACUUUGUUGCUCUUUCUACUAACGAAGCCGAAGUCACAAAGUUCGGUAUUGACGCUAAGAACAUGUUCGGGUUUGAAAGCUGGGUUGGAGGAAGGUACAGUGUUUGGUCAGCUAUUGGGCUUAGUGUGGCAAUCCAUAUCGGAUAUGAGAACUUCCACCAAUUCUUAUCCGGAGCGUAUGCUAUGGACAAGCAUUUCCGGGAAACUCCUCUAGAAAAGAACAUUCCAGUUAUUGGUGGUCUCCUAAGUGUUUGGUACUCUGAUUUCUUCGGAGCCCAGACACAUUUAGUCUCGCCAUUUGAUCAAUAUCUUCACCGCUUCCCCGCCUAUCUCCAACAGCUCUCCAUGGAGUCAAACGGCAAGUCCGUCUCUCGUGACAACCAGAUGGUCAAGUAUACAACCGGCCCGGUCCUGUUCGGCGAGCCAGCAACCAACGCGCAGCACUCCUUCUAUCAACUCCUCCAUCAGGGCACGAAGUUAAUCCCAACGGAUUUCAUUCUUGCCGCUGAAUCACACAACCCAGUUGACAACAACAAACACCAGAAGAUGCUUGCGUCAAAUUACUUCGCCCAGGCCGAAGCCCUCAUGGUCGGGAAGGGUGAGGAGCAACUGAAGGCCGAGAAGACCCCUGACGCCUUGAUUAAACACAAGACCUUCUUGGGCAAUCGCCCGACAACUUCCAUUCUUGCCCAAAAGAUUACACCAGGUACCCUUGGCGCGCUCAUUGUGUACUAUGAGCAUCUUACUUUUACCGAGGGCGCUCUUUGGGACAUCAACUCCUUUGACCAGUGGGGCGUCGAGCUUGGGAAGAGCCUCGCCAAGAAGAUUCUCGCUGAGCUCGAUGAGCCGGGCGUGCCCAAGGAUCAUGAUUCUAGUACUGGUGGGCUGAUUGCCGCAUUUAAGCAGAAGGCAGGUCUCACUGGCGGGAGUAAAAUUUAG